AUGGCGAAAUUUUUCUUCGUUCUCCUUCAUAUCACUGCGCUGUUGCUCAGCGUCCAGCAAUUCGGUGAUGGAAAGAAGGUAAUGAUGGAGUAUAUUGGAGCAACAGGCAAGCCAAUAACAUUUGAUGAUGUUCCAAUAGAUGAGGGCAUUGACUUUCAUUUCAUUCUCAGCUUUGCCAUUGAUGCAGACCAUUUAGGGAACCCACAAAAUGGUAACUUCUCACCAUAUUGGGCAUCAAACCUAACCCCAGACUCAGUUGCAUCAAUCAAAUCCAAAUACCCUAAUGUUAAAGCCUUGGCUAGCCUUUCGGGUUGGAGUUUAGGUCAAAAAGUCCUUAAUUGGUACAAACCAGCCGACACUCACCGAUGGAUAUCGAAUGCAUUCACUUCCCUCAAAUCUAUUGUCAACACUUAUCAUCUUGAUGGCAUUGACAUUGACUAUGAAAGAUUCCCAAAGCACAAUGAAACUUUUACUUAUUGCAUAGGGGAGUUAAUAACUCUCUUAAAGAACCAAAGUGUUAUUUCUGUAGCAACAAUUGCACCAUAUUAUCGCACGGUUUUACCAUACAUAGAGUUGUACAAGAACUAUGGGGAUUUCAUUGAUUAUGUGAACCAUCAAUUUUAUACAGAUAAAGUUAGAACACCAAGAGGUUAUUUGAAGGCUUUUAUUCAAAGGAGUCAACAGUUUGAUAAGGAGAAAUUAAUUCCUAGUUAUGAAGUGAAUGGGAGAGGGAUUCAAGGGAAUGCAUUUUUUGAUGCUUUGAGAUUGUUGGAAAGUAGUGGAUUUCAUGUCAAUGGUGCCAUGAUAUUCUCAGCCGAUGCUUCUGCUGAGGAUAAUUACUACUAUGAAAGAAAAAUACAAGCAUUCUUGCUCAAUUCUAUUAGUGUAUGA
Nicotiana tabacum (common tobacco) is the source of this 891-nucleotide messenger RNA. Its product is annotated as chitinase 2-like. NCBI's taxonomy places the organism in Eukaryota, Viridiplantae, Streptophyta, Magnoliopsida, Solanales, Solanaceae. Gene Ontology annotation, biological process: carbohydrate metabolic process. The record is from RefSeq and is a predicted model, not a curated record. Gene Ontology annotation, molecular function: hydrolase activity, hydrolyzing O-glycosyl compounds.